AUGGCUGUUCUUUAUGUUAUCAAAAAAGAUAUCAACCCUUACAGACGCCCAGACCGCACUGUGGCUCCUCCCACCAGCCCUUACAGACGCCCAGACCGCACUGUGGCUCCUCCCACCAGCCCUUACAGACGCCCAGACCGCACUGUGGCUCCUCCCACCAGCCCUUACAGACGCCCAGACCGCACUGUGGCUCCUCCCACCAGCCCUUACAGACGCCCAGACCGCACUGUGGCUCCUCCCACCAGCCCUUACAGACGCCCAGACCGCACUGUGGCUCCUCCCACCAGCCCUUACAGACGCCCAGACCGCACUGUGGCUCCUCCCACCAGCCCUUACAGACGCCCAGACCGCACUGUGGCUCCUCCCACCAGCCCUUACAGACGCCCAGACCGCACUGUGGCUCCUCCCACCAGCCCUUACAGACGCCCAGACCGCACUGUGGCUCCUCCCACCAGCCCUUACAGACGCCCAGACCGCACUGUGGCUCCUCCCACCAGCCCUUACAGACGCCCAGACCGCACUGUGGCUCCUCCCACCAGCCCUUACAGACGCCCAGACCGCACUGUGGCUCCUCCCACCAGCCCUUACAGACGCCCAGACCGCACUGUGGCUCCUCCCACCAGCCCUUACAGACGCCCAGACCGCACUGUGGCUCCUCCCACCAGCCCUUACAGACGCCCAGACCGCACUGUGGCUCCUCCCACCAGCCCUUACAGACGCCCAGACCGCACUGUGGCUCCUCCCACCAGCCCUUACAGACGCCCAGACCGCACUGUGGCUCCUCCCACCAGCCCUUACAGACGCCCAGACCGCACUGUGGCUCCUCCCACCAGCCCUUACAGACGCCCAGACCGCACUGUGGCUCCUCCCACCAGCCCUUACAGACGCCCAGACCGCACUGUGGCUCCUCCCACCAGCACGAGGUAA
Pelodiscus sinensis (Chinese soft-shelled turtle) is the source of this 927-nucleotide messenger RNA. NCBI's taxonomy places the organism in Eukaryota, Metazoa, Chordata, Testudines, Trionychidae. The record is from RefSeq and is a predicted model, not a curated record.